AUGGUGUCCUACCUGGAGGAGUUCCCACGCCUGGUUCACUUCAUCUACGUGGACCGAGCGGCUGGCCAGAUGAUCGCCCCGUCCCUCAACACCACCGAGCCGCGCUCCACCAGCUCUGAGCUGGGCAAGGGGCCGCUGGCACACUUCAUCAAGAACACGGAAUUAUACUGCUACUUCCUGUGGUUCGAGAAUGAGACGGGCUACAAGCUGGACGUGGUGGACAUCCCCGCGCUGCCUGACGACUCGGCCCCCAUCGGGAUGCUGGCCUGGGACGACUACAGGAAACUGCUGCGAUACUACAGCAAGAGUCACUCCAGUGAGGUGGUGAAGUGCUACGAGCUGCUCACCGUGCACCUGGGCGUUAUUCCCACAGAGCAUACAGUACUGCAACACUGCAGCCAACUGGCACGCAAGCUGUCGGAGCCCUCACGCAUACCACUACUGUGA
Messenger RNA from Engraulis encrasicolus (European anchovy), 447 nucleotides. Its product is annotated as BLOC-3 complex member HPS1-like. Gene Ontology annotation, biological process: vesicle-mediated transport; melanosome assembly. The record is from RefSeq and is a predicted model, not a curated record. Gene Ontology annotation, cellular component: BLOC-3 complex. Lineage: Eukaryota; Metazoa; Chordata; Actinopteri; Clupeiformes; Engraulidae. Gene Ontology annotation, molecular function: guanyl-nucleotide exchange factor activity.